This is a messenger RNA of Vitrella brassicaformis, 969 nucleotides long. NCBI's taxonomy places the organism in Eukaryota, Vitrellaceae. The record is from the annotation of a GenBank genome assembly.
CCAUGGCCACCCUGCUGCCAUGCCGCACGUCCGCUGCCCUCGCCCAUUCCCCAAUUUCCCAGCCCCAGCCCCCACCUCUCAAGAUCUUCAGCAUCCGCCUCCCCGACUCAUCAGCAGCAAUCGGCAUCUCAGAGUGUCCAGGAAAACGCGACCGUGACCUCACUGCGGACCUCGACGCCAUCGCUGCUUCAGGCGCCUCUCUGGUGCUCACCCUUAUCGAGAAAUCAGAGAUGGAGAGGCUGGGCGUGGCGGGCAUCGGCGAGGCCGUCUUCGAGAGAGGCAUGCGAUGGCGGCAUCUGCCCAUCCGCGACUUCAACGCCCCCGGGUCGCUCUUCGAGACGGCCUGGGUCAACGGGGGAGGGCACGAGGCACGCGCCGUUCUCAGAAAAGGCGGCCGUGUGCACGUCCAUUGCCGCGGCGGCAUCGGCCGGGCGGGGACCAUAUCGGCAAGGCUGCUGGUGGAGCUGGGCAUCUUCACACCAGAAGACGCGAUCGACAUGGUGAGGAGCGCGCGGCCGGGAGCGAUCGAGACGCUUGACCAGGAGAGGCACGUGCGGCAGUGUCGGGCGGUGGUGGACGAGCGGCACCAUGACAGGGGCGCAAUGAGGGAGAGGGACAACUAGCUCACAGAGAGACAGACAGACAGACAGACAGAGAGAGGCGGGAUGUACGAUAGAUGGACGGACAGAUGGGCUGGUUAGGUUAGCGCUUAUCUCUGUGGGCCGAGCUGCCAUUUUGAGAGAGGUGGGCUGCAGGCUCAGUUUUGCCCUUGUGCGUGCAUUGACGACUCCGUGUACAGGUGUGUGUGUGUGUGUGUGUGUGGACAUAUCCGACCCGUUUUUGACGUUUUGCUCAAGUAGGUGAGUAACUAUGCCUGUCUGUCUGUCUGUCUGCCCGUGUGUGGGGUCUCUCUCUCUCUCUCUCUCUGUGUGUGUGUGUGUGUGUGUGAGUACGGACGGCUUGAUGAGU